Molecule: messenger RNA, 936 nt
Organism: Condylura cristata (star-nosed mole)
Lineage: Eukaryota; Metazoa; Chordata; Mammalia; Eulipotyphla; Talpidae
Product: olfactory receptor 14J1-like
Exons: 1
Coding region: 1-936 (311 amino acids)
Biological process (GO): G protein-coupled receptor signaling pathway
Cellular component (GO): membrane
Molecular function (GO): G protein-coupled receptor activity; odorant binding; olfactory receptor activity
Source: RefSeq, a predicted model, not a curated record
AUGGCUAAUUUCACUAUAAGUGGGUUUCUUCUAAUGGGAUUUUCAGCAAAGCCUGAGGUAGAAGUCACCCAUGCUUCUCUGUUCUUGAUCUUAUACCUGGUGGCGGUAACUGGCAACAUCCUCAUUAUCACCGCGACUUCCAUGGACAGUAGUCUGCACUCACCCAUGUAUUUCUUCCUGAAACAUCUCUCCUUCCUGGACCUGUGCUACAUUUCUGUGAUGGUGCCAAGGUCCAUUUACAGUUCUUUCAUGCACAGUGGCUACAUUUCCCUUGGGGAGUGCAUGGUGCAGUGUUUUGUUUUUGUUCUCUGUGCUGCUGCUGAGCUGUCCAUGCUCACAGUCAUGUCCUAUGACCGCUACGUGGCCAUCUGCAGUCCACUGCGCUAUGACAUCAUCAUGGAUGUAAGCAAAUGUGUCCACGGAGUCCUGGGAGUCUGGGUCAGCGGGGUCAUUUCUGGAGCCAUGCAAACAGCUGCCACUUUCUCCAUGCACUUCUGUGGCUCCCAUGUCAUUCACCAGUUUUUCUGUGAUAUCCCCCAGCUCAUGAAACUCUCUUGUUCUAAUGAGAUCGUCAACAACAUUGGGGUCAGUUUCUUCUUGGUUCUUAUGUCCUUUCUUUGCAUUGUCUUCAUUGGACUGUCCUACAUACAGAUAUUCUCUACCGUGCUGAGGAUGCCAUCUGCUGAAGGCAGAGCUAAAGCUUUUUCUACCUGCCUUCCACACCUCGCAGUCAUUAUGCUGUUUAUUACUACUGGCUCCUUUGAGUAUCUCAAACCUCUUUCUGAAACUCCUAGCACAUUGGACAUUUUGCUGACUAUCAUGUACACAGUUGUGCCUCCAACACUCAACCCAAUGAUCUAUAGCCUGAAAAAUCAAGCCAUAAAGGCAGCUCUAUCAAAAGUUUUCCAAAGGAGAAAAGCUGACCUAUUCUGUUGA